AUGAGAUUUAUAAUUUUUGUACUCUUAUUAACGGCUGUUGCUAGUGCUAGCAAUUCAAAGUACUCGUUGGAUGUGUACAUCGAAUCCAUCUGUGGAGAUUGCCACCGCUUUGUAGCGAACGAGUUGAAGUUCAUAGCUCUUCAUCCUGAGCUUCUUGACUAUGUGGACUUCAACUUGCAUAUUUUUGGAAAGGCCCGCAUCACAAGCAGAUCUCCAGCACGAUUUGUAUGUCAGUUUGGUGAAGCUGGCUGCACGGGCGACAAGGCUCUAAACUGCAUCUACAAACACUCCACAUCAUUUACAAAUGCUGUGAAGGUGAUGGAGUGCAUUUACGAAACUGGUUACGCGUCCGAGAGUAGCAUUCGCAUGUGCUAUGACAAGUUCUAUCAGAAGAGUGCUGAUGCCAUCCAGUGCUUUAAAUCGGACGAAGCGGAUCAAUUGAUGCUGGAAGCUGGAGACAACACACCUCCCCUGCGUUGGGUUCCUGCUUUUUCGGACGGAGGGGAUAUUCGUUUUGAUACGCGGAAUAUCGUGAAGGAGAUUUGUGGCCACAUUGAAGGCGAGAAGCCGGCAGUGUGUGGAACGAGUCAGCACACAGUGGGAAUGGACAGUGAAUUGUAA
This is a messenger RNA of Blastocystis hominis, 621 nucleotides long. RefSeq lists its product as hypothetical. The record is from RefSeq and is a predicted model, not a curated record. Lineage: Eukaryota; Bigyra; Opalinata; Blastocystidae. Bases 1 to 621 code for a protein of 206 amino acids. The transcript is spliced from 2 exons. Gene Ontology annotation, molecular function: oxidoreductase activity, acting on a sulfur group of donors, disulfide as acceptor.